AUGCCACGUCGUUCAUCAAAUAACCCAUUCAGUGAUUCCCUGUCACCAAGUUCAACAGGCGGUGGUGCUGAAGAUAGUUCAAACACUCCUCCAACUUAUCCUUCAAAUAAUAAUGAUUAUUAUUCCACUACAAAUGAAAAAUCACGUUUAAGACAACAAGAACAAGACCGUGAACGUUCAUCACAACAACAAGUUGAUUUACCUCCAUCUUAUGAAGAAGCUGCUGGUCCAAAAGUUUCUAAAUCUUCAUAUCCAAGAGAAAAAUCAUCAUCUAUUUCAUCAUCUUCAAGACCUCAUCGUUCUCAAAGUGAUUCUGAAAGACAUAGAACAAGAGUAAAUCGUGAAUGGCCUGGUGAUGGAACAAAUCAACAAUCUUCUAGUACAAGACCUCAUCGUUCAACUUCUGGUCGUACAAGAGAAUCCGGUUCAAGAGAACAUUCAUCAAGAGAACAUCGUGAUAAAGAACGUUCUCAUCGUUCUCGUUCUAAUCGUGAAGCAAGUGAAUCUAAAUCUUCAAGACCUCAUCGUUCAUCAUCUGAAAAACAUUCAAAAUCAAAAGAUUCUAAAAAUAAACCAAAACCUAAAAAUGUUGAUACUAUUGAUAAAUUAGAUGUUACUGGAUUAUUUGGUGGUACUUUCCAUCAUGAUGGUCCAUUUGAUGCUUGUACUCCACAACGUAAUAAAAAUCAAAAAUCUGCUCCAGUUUUAGCCUUCCCUGCAGAUGGUCCAAAUAAUUCAAUUAAAGGUAAAGCACCUGAAAAUAUUAAAGAUUCCACAAUAGAUUAUGUUAUGGGUAGAACAAGUGAAUUUGGUGAUGAUGAUUUAUAUACUGCUUCAGUAUCUCCAAGAAAACAAGGUCAACCAUUAACUAAUGGUAAUGGUAAUGGUAUAAAUCAACCUCCAUUAUUAGGAAACAUUCAAUAUAAUUCAUCAAAUCAAUCACAAUCAACAAUCGCAGCUGUUAAAAACACUGAAAAUAUAACAAAUUUUGAUACAAAUAAAAAAGCUAUUCCAGUUCAUGGUGAAACUACUUUAGGUUUAGGUUCUUCAACAUUUUUAGAUGGUGCACCUGCAUCACAAGAGGAUUCUAAUAUAAAUGGUGGUUCUACAGGAUUAAAUAGAAAAAAAUCAAUCAAGAAUAAAUUAAGAAAUCCUUCACCAACUUUUGUUGAUGAAGAUGAACCAAUUAAAUUUAGUCCAGAAAAAUCAGAAUCUUCUGGUGGAAAUUCUUUACUGAAAAGAGUUAGAAGUUUAAAAGUUGGAAGAAGUAGAAGUUAG
Messenger RNA from Hansenula ciferrii, 1278 nucleotides. RefSeq names its product Pal1 family protein. The transcript has a single exon. Lineage: Eukaryota; Fungi; Ascomycota; Saccharomycetes; Phaffomycetales; Wickerhamomycetaceae. The record is from RefSeq and is a predicted model, not a curated record. The coding region runs from base 1 to 1278 and encodes 425 amino acids. Gene Ontology annotation, cellular component: cytoplasm.